AUGCGUCCGCCAUCGCUCCUCCCGCUAUUCGGGCUUCUAGGCUUAUCAUGCGCCCACUCAGCCGCCCCAGGCACCGAGCUAAAAAAUGCAAAUCACAUUUUCAACGUGAUCCACGACUCAAUGCGCCAGUGGGGCUCGUCUCUGCAUCAUAAUGGAGUGUCGUUCUUCCUCGCGGGUGUUCCCGCCGGUACACAAUUCUACCAUGGGACCUCCAGGGCCAGCCCAGUGAAUGGCACCGAAUGGUUGGCGUUUGAGCCCGAACAUGCCAUGGUCUUCGCCCGGCCGGGACACGGCCCCACGCCACAGCUACCGUCCGACGAUCCUGAUACCGAGCGACAUGGUGGAAGUCAUGGUGAGCUGCGGAAGCGGGAACAUCAUGGCCCGCCAGGUGAGGGCCCGCUAAAGGCAUUUGAUGAAAAUGAGGCCGGGUAUUUGCAUACCUAUACUGCAGCCAAGGAUCUCCGUCUCCUAUAUCUUGACGGUAUGUCUGCUGCCAAGACAUCGAAGGGCACGCUUGAUUCUCAGGAUGCGGUUUUGUUCAACGGCUUGCUUGAAGAUCAUCCGAGUCCGGGUGGGCAAGAGAGUGAACGCGCCAGACUAUCUUGCGAGAUGGCACAAAAUGAAUGGGAGGGUCGCAUUGACGGCGUGCUGCGCAUGGAAGCUGGCUUUGAGAUUAUCCUGUGCGAUUUUGAGCGCGAUCUAAUUCCCGUGCGAAUCAUGCAGAUCAAGCAAAGCUCCGAGGAACAUCAUGGGCCUAGAGGUGACGGUAACCAUGGUGACCGGGAUGGUCCUCGCAAAGAGGGUGAUGACAAGCACCACGACGGUCAUGGCCCACACAAGGAGGACGAUGGAAAGAGACACCGUGCCGGUGGCCCUGGUGGUCCUAGAGGACCUCCCCAUGGCGGACCUGGAAAUGGGCCGGACGCCUCGCGCUGGAUGCGUGCAAUAACCGCACGCUACGACGGGAUCGGUGGAAAGCGAGUUUCGCUGAACUUCAACCACUUUGUGACAGCUUUCUCCCACAACGUAGAGCUCUUCGAAGGCAAUUCAACCCUUCCCCGACUUGUCAACCUCUCUCCUGAGGAGCGCGCUGCCAUCCGUGCCGAAGUCACGACUCUGGUCAUGACGCAUCAUCCCGCCGAACUCUGCGAGGACUGGCAGGCGAUCACGGAUAUGAUCGUGACUCGGUACAGCAAGGAGCUGUCAUACUUUUUUUCCAGUAGCUUUGAUUCAAUUGAGCAACUGCAGUCUGAGAUUGGGCGUGUUCUGUCUCCGUUCAUUGACUACAGUGGACGGGAUGAUAUCUCUGAGAUUGAGCGUUGUGCAACACAGUUCUUACCGCCGUCAUCUUUGGAGAGUGGCGGUAUUGCGGCGCAUGCUGUUCACGGUGUUGCUCAUAAAAUUUGUUCGUCUCUGGUUGAGGCUGGCAAGGAGCAGGAUCUUGAGUCUGCGGUCCAGGUUGUUCGGGAUCUGGUUGGUUAUCUUGAUUGGGGGACGUGGAAGGAGUGCCGGGGUUGUGCGGUGAAUGAAAUUUGUGUCGUACCUAUUUGGCCCAUGGGUACGGUCCAGGACUAUGAUAGCCCACAGUGCAAGGAUGCGUCAAAUCCAUACGAUCAGGAUGGAGAGACUUACUGGGGUGGAAUGCAUCGCUGA
Messenger RNA from Penicillium egyptiacum, 1653 nucleotides. Lineage: Eukaryota; Fungi; Ascomycota; Eurotiomycetes; Eurotiales; Aspergillaceae. The record is from the annotation of a GenBank genome assembly.